AUGGCGGUGGAGGUGAUUUCCUCCCGCGUGACGGCGGACUCUGCCGCUCCUUGUUCCCGGUUGCUUCCUCUCAAUCCAUCGGUCCCGCUUCGAUCCCCAUGGAGAGAUGGCGGAGGUGGCUCCAAGACCGUGUUGGCGCAUGUUGAACGGGCGACGAGUUUGGUGGAGCGUGAUGGAUCGGUCGGGGCAGGCCCGUCCAGGGGGCUGUGCGAGCAGUGCGACCGCACCGGGCCCCCAAAUCCCAAGGACCCUCAAUUUUGGGCCAACGUUAUCGAUCGAGGCCCUGCCGAGCACCCCUUCCCCUCGUUCCAUCCCCUCCCUCGCUCGAUUCCCCCCCUCCUCACAAAUGGAGGCGCCUCCUCCUCUGCUCUAUCCCUAACCCUAACCCAAGGCGAUGGUGCCGUUGCCCGCGGCUCUCCCUUCACCGACGGCGCCAUCUCUUCCGAGUCCGAGCUGGAGGAGCACAUCUACGUCGGGGAGGCAGCAAGGCCAGCACGCCGUCGGUCCGUCCUUACCUGGUUCCUCACCAAGCGCCACGAAGAGGAAAAGAUAAUGGUGAAGGAGAAGGGGAAUGAGAAGGGAAAGGGUGCUGGUAAGGAUAAUGCGAAAGGGUGCUGCCGAGGGAUGAGAAUGAAGAGGAUGAUGUUGAGAACAUCAAGUUACCCACUGUGGUGGAGGAGAUCAACGAUUGACAUUCAUCAUGUGGAUGUUGAUCUUGCUAUUUUGGAGAUGAAUGUCAAAGUGAUCUUUCUCAUGUGAAGGCUACUUUUGCAUUUCUGUUAUGUUGAAACCUUUCAAGUCAUGAACUAUGAAUUGUCACUGCUAGCUUGGAGAUGAACCUCUCAUUUGUGUUAUGUUCAACUUGUCAAUUGCCAUGGACUUGGAAUUGUUAGAGCAAGUUUGUAAUCAUGUCAUUCAAUGAUGAUAAGACCUUAUGUUUGUGGA
Messenger RNA from Triticum dicoccoides, 945 nucleotides. RefSeq lists its product as uncharacterized. The transcript is spliced from 5 exons. The coding region runs from base 1 to 759 and encodes 252 amino acids. The record is from RefSeq and is a predicted model, not a curated record. Lineage: Eukaryota; Viridiplantae; Streptophyta; Magnoliopsida; Poales; Poaceae.